This is a messenger RNA of Pistacia vera, 1885 nucleotides long. RefSeq lists its product as uncharacterized. The transcript is spliced from 2 exons. Bases 337 to 1671 code for a protein of 444 amino acids. Lineage: Eukaryota; Viridiplantae; Streptophyta; Magnoliopsida; Sapindales; Anacardiaceae. The record is from RefSeq and is a predicted model, not a curated record.
GUAAGCGAGGGACCUAAGAUAGCUUCAAGUUCGGUCCGUCUGGCAUUAAACUCCAGGCUGUAACCAGCUGUACUCCAUUCUCUGACUCUACUGUUUUUGUUUUUGCCCACUGAAUCCUUUGCCCUUCACACUCUCUCUCUCCGUUUUCAUUUGGUUUUAUUUAGGUUACCUGCAAUAACAGCGAAGCCUUUGAAGAUGAAGCCAGUUGUGUUUGGUACCCAUUGCGCAUCCCCAUGCUUUCCACUCUUCCAAUCACACUCUCUUUACAUUUAACCAUAACUCCUCACUCAGCUACUUGUCUUUGUUUUCUUUCUUCCACUGAAUUUUCACCUAACAAUGGAUCCUUGCCCUUUCGUGCGCCUCAGUGUAGGCAAUCUCGGUCUCAGAAUCCCUGUCGCUGCGAAACCGGCUCGCUCAGUGGUGCACCCUUCCUCCUCUCCAUGUUUCUGCAAGAUUAAAUUGAAAGGUUUUCCAGUUCAAACUGCGGUGGUUCCGUUUGUUCCAUCUGAAAAUUAUUUCCCCGAUAACCAAUUGCAAACCAUGGUCGCAAGUUUCCAUCUCAGCAAAACCGAUCUGGACAAGCUCGCAGUAAAAUCAAUCUUCUCGGCUAAAAUAUUUUUGAAAAUUUCUAUAUAUACGGGGCGGAGAGGCACGACCUGCGGCGUAAACUCUGGGAAGCUAUUGGGGAAGGUGUCUGUGCCGUUGGAUCUGGCGGGAACUGAAUCAAAAGCAUGUGUGUUCCACAAUGGGUGGAUUUCUGUUGGAAAAGAAGCAAAGGGCUCGUCUUCGCAGUUUCACUUGAACGUGAAGGCCGAACCUGAUCCUAGAUUUGUGUUUCAGUUCGAUGGGGAACCUGAAUGUAGUCCACAAGUGUUUCAGAUUCAAGGCAAUAUCAAGCAACCCGUUUUUACUUGCAAGUUCAGUUUUAGAAACACUGGUGAUCGCAAUCAGAGAUCCAGAUCAUUACAGUCCGAGGCAAGCAGUGCAAGAAGCUGGCUAAGCUCAUUUGGCAGUGAAAGAGAACGACCUGGAAAGGAACGAAAGGGAUGGUCAAUCACGGUCCACGACCUAUCCGGCUCUCCGGUAGCCGCUGCUUCCAUGGUAACCCCUUUCGUAGCCUCUCCCGGCUCUGACCGGGUGAGCCGCUCCAACCCUGGUUCCUGGCUUAUCCUCCGUCCCGGUGACGGAACCUGGAAACCCUGGGGACGCCUCGAAGCCUGGCGCGAGCGUGGCGCCUCUGACGGCCUUGGUUACCGUUUCGAGCUGAUUCCCGACUCAGCUGCAGCUGGCAUUGUAUUAUCGGAGUCAACUCUCAGUUCCAACAAAGGCGGGAAAUUUUGCAUUGAUUUAGGAGGUAAUUCUACAAACGGUCGCGCCACGCCGGCUAACUCGGCUUCGCCGGCGUGCAGUCCGCGGAAUAGCGGUGAUUUUGGAUACGGUUUAUGGCCGUAUUGCAUGUAUAGAGGAUUUGUGAUGUCGGCUAGAGUGGAAGGAGAGGGAAAGUGUAGUAAACCUAAUGUGGAGGUAAGUGUACAGCACGUGAACUGCACGGAGGACGCAGCUGCUUUCGUGGCUUUAGCCGCAGCCAUUGAUCUCAGCAUGGAUGCUUGCAGGCUUUUCUCUCAACGGCUGAGGAAAGAGCUAUGCCAACAGCAGGAUUUACUCGGAUAAUUCACUUUUUUUUCUACGUUGUCGUAUUGCUUUUUUCUUUUAUUUUUUUUUUUUUUUUUUUUUGGGGUGUGACUCUGUGAGAGACUUACUAUUGCUACUAACAAACAAUCAACAGACUGUACAGUGAAGGAAGAGAGAGGUAUUAGACAGGCACGCUUUGUUUUAACCCGUGUGGCUUGUAUUAAUUUUCCUUUUUGAAAAAAAGGUGUUUUUU